AUGUGUUGUUUUGUUGCCUUGACCUGUAGAGACAUCAAUCUCUCUGAGAGCGAAGCUGAGCAAGAUGGCAGUCACAAUAUCACAGAGCUGCCUCAGGCCUGUGCUGGUCGUGGGAACAUGAAGGCUCAGCAGAGUGCAGUCCGGCUCACUGAGAUUGGCCCUCGCAUGACAUUGCAGCUCAUCAAGGUGGAAGAAGGACUAGGUCAAGGCAAUGUACUCUACCAUAGCUUCAUUCACAAGACGGAAGAAGAGAUCCAAGAAGCCUUGGCCAGAAAAGAAGAAAAACUGCAGCUCAAGGCUCAACGGCGCCAGAAGCAAGAGGCAGAUGUGGCCAACAAAAAAGCACUAAAGCAAGCUCAUCGCAAGAAGAGUCUGGCGGGGAUGAAGAGGAAGACGGACCAAGCGGUAGAGGGAGACAGUGAUGCCGAGGACCCUGGAAUGCAGGAGCAGCAAAAUGUAGAUGAGCCCUCCGAUGAUGAUGUGGAAUACUACCGCCAGGAAGUUGGGGAGGAGCCGGAUGAAG
This is a messenger RNA of Notechis scutatus (mainland tiger snake), 523 nucleotides long. Lineage: Eukaryota; Metazoa; Chordata; Lepidosauria; Squamata; Elapidae. The record is from RefSeq and is a predicted model, not a curated record.